Dacryopinax primogenitus is the source of this 1362-nucleotide messenger RNA. RefSeq names its product FAD dependent oxidoreductase. NCBI's taxonomy places the organism in Eukaryota, Fungi, Basidiomycota, Dacrymycetes, Dacrymycetales, Dacrymycetaceae. Gene Ontology annotation, cellular component: mitochondrion. Bases 1 to 1362 code for a protein of 453 amino acids. The transcript has 3 exons. Gene Ontology annotation, molecular function: (S)-2-hydroxyglutarate dehydrogenase activity; (S)-2-hydroxy-acid oxidase activity. The record is from RefSeq and is a predicted model, not a curated record.
AUGCCCUCCGUAAGACCUCUCAUUACCACCCUGAACGCAUCUAAGCGAUAUGGAUUUGUGAAACCAUCCGGAGAGGUGGACUAUCUCGUCGUUGGUGGUGGAGUGAUCGGGCUUGCUGUGGCUCAGCGCUUAGUAUCGAAAUGGAAUAACAGGACUACAGUUCUAGUAGAGCGACACUCGAUGGUCGGGCAGGAAACGAGUUCGAGGAAUAGUGAAGUGAUUCACGCUGGUCUCUACUACCCAGAAACGUCCCUGAAGACGCGUCUAUGCUGUCGUGGACGGCAUCUUCUCUAUCAACGAUGCGAGUCCCACAACAUACCCUACAAGAAGGUCGGCAAGCUCGUAGUAGGCACCUCCACCCAAACUGCCUACCUCAAGCAACUGCACGCUCACUGCGUCUCUCUCGAGACCAAGUACAACCUCCCUCACGCUCCCCCGACAGAGGUCAUAUCGGGAGCUCAAGCACGAGAGAUGGAGCCCGACCUGUCCCCUGAUAUUGAAGCUGCGGUCUGGAACCCCGAGACAGGCAUAGUCGAUUCCCACACAUACAUGAGUGGACUAGAAAGGGAAGUGGCAGAGUCCGAUUCGGGGGAUAUCGUCCUCAGUACCAAGGUAGUGCGGGUUGAUGUCGUACCGGAAGAGGAAGGGUGGGUGGUGCAGCUGCACACGGAAGGAGAGGAGCCUAGUGCGAUCUUAGCCAAGACGCUGAUCAACGCGACCGGCCUAUCAAGCGCGCUGAUCCUGAACUCGUGGCUCGCCUCUCUCCCAACUCCUGCACCGCUUGUACCCCUGUGGUUCGCAAAGGGCUCAUACCUCCGUUAUUCGGGAGAAGGUGUCAAGAAAGUCCAACGGCUUCUUUACCCUGCCCCGGACUUGGGAGGGAAGAGUCACGGACAUGCGGGCCUCGGAGUGCAUCUUACGAUGGAUAUGGACGGCGGGGUGAAGUUCGGCCCUGACGUAGAAUGGAUCUCCCCUCCAGAAGGAGCCCCAGAUUUGGAAGGCGCGGACUUUUGGUACCAGUAUCUCGAGCCGAGCGAGGCCAGGAAGGACGAGAUGUACGCUGCGAUCCAGAGUUAUCUUCCCGGAGUGCGGAAGGAAGGGCUCAGAGGAGAUUACGUGGGUGUUAGGCCGAAGCUUGUCGGGCCUGGAGCUGGGUUUAUGGAUUUUGUGGUGCGGAGUGAUUGGAGCAGAGGAGGGGACGGAGUGGGCGUCUUACACAAGGGGGGGAGCAAGGAGGAUGCGGGACGAGGGAAGUCUGGGAGGAUGAUCAGCCUCAUGGGUAUCGAGAGUCCGGGGUUGACAAGUAGUCUCGGGUUGGCAGAAAUGGUCGUAGAAGACGUCUUGGGUGAGGAAGGGCGGUAA